AUGGAGUUCUCUAAGCAGUUAAUUUUGGCUGUAAAGAAGAACGAGUUGCAUAACGGAUACGGUUUACAGAAAGAAUGUGAAGCACUAGUGAGCCACGUUUUGAGUAACAUGAUAAAGUCAAAAUUACCUACCUUGGCUCCUGAAGUCAAAAACGAUAAUGAUGCUACUACAUAUAAAGAAGAAGGCAAUCAGUGUUUUGUCAUGGGCGAUGACGAUGACGCGAUCGAGAAAUAUACGAUGAGCCUAGCCUUUUCUCCAAGCAAAGAAUCUAUGGCACAUGCAUUCGCGAAUCGCUCGGCUGCUCUUUAUCGUAUGCAACUGUAUCGUGAAUGCCUCAUCGACAUCGAUGCAGCUUUAUCACAUGGAUACCCUGAAGAAAAAUGUCAAAAAUUGAAAGAACGAGCAGAUAAAGCUAUCGAUUGCCUUAAGCAACAAUUUGAAAUCAAAGAUGUAAAUAUGAAUAACUUACCUACGCAAAAUGUUUUAACUGGCCCAUCUCCGGCUAAUGACAAUAACGAUGACUCUAAAAAAGAAAACGAGUUAUCUAUAGUUAAAGAAUUAGUUAAAGAUAAACCUGAAACAGAAGGACAAAAUGAAGAUUUGACAAAAUCCGAAAUUAUCGAGCUAAUAUCUAAGAAGCCAGAAAACGUUCCAAGGUAUGUGUUAGACGAAGGUGAGUUGGGCUUUCCGUAUGGACCAAACGAAGAAGCUCCAUCUCUCAGCAAAGGAGUACAGAUUUCGUAUUCUAAAAAAUAUGGAAGACAUUUAAUUGCCACGGAACCCUUUAAACCUGGCGAUAUUGUUGCUAUGGAGUAUCCUUAUGCUUACGUUAAUUAUAGAGAAAAAUAUUAUACACACUGUCACCACUGUUUAUCACGCAGUUACAAUCUGAUUCCAUGCUCGAAAUGUCCCAUUGCAUUAUAUUGUUCGGAAGAAUGUCGAACGACAGCUUGGAAAAUGGUACAUCGACUUGAAUGUCCCGUGCAUGCGGUGCUUGCGAAAUUACUUAAUGUUGACAAAGAUAAAAUAAGAAUACUUACUAAGAUAAUAAGACUUCUGUUGGUGGCCACCAAAAACGGAACUGCUAUGGAGGAGCUACGAAAGGAUUGUGAAAAAGCAGAAAAGAACACAGAUAACAGAACUGCCGGGUUUAAUGAUGAGCAAGUCUUCGACAGUAAUAGCGCGAGAUCAGCGUUGAGUUUGGCUACGAAUUUGGUUACUAGGCCUCCUAUGGAAAUAAGCGCAUUUGCAUGCGUAGUAUCACUGUCCAUAAUACUCUUGGCAACAGAAAGCAACUUUUUUGGAAAGAAAUUCCGACCAGGUCAGCUAAAGAACAUCAUUGAUCGAGAAGAUGUGAAGUUCUGUGGUGCCAUUAUCUUCCGCAACUGCGUCAUUAUAUCAUCCAAUUCAUUUUCCGUUCAACUUGAGUCAGGUGUGAAAGUCGGAUCCGGUCUGUAUUGCGUUGGAAGCCUAAUGAAUCACUCUUGUGCUCCUAACACUUUUCGCUACUUCGAGGGAUUGAAGAUGAUCACUCGUGCGCUCGAGCCCAUCAAAGUUGGUGACCAGAUAUUCACUUGUUAUGGUGGUGGCUAUCAUUACAUGCCUCGAGAAGAGAGGAAGAAGAAGAUGACCAGCGAGUAUUUCUUCGAGUGCGACUGCAUAGCUUGCUGCGAGAACUGGCCGACCUACAACGAAAUUCUACGCAAUCACAUAGGUUCCAUUUCCAAGAAUAACAAAGAACUUGUUGAAAAACUCAAACCGUACAGGCAACGUUUACUGGUUAACAAAUACGACAUCGAUGCUGUCAAGGCUGUUCUUAAUAUCCUCUAUGCUGAAGUAAAAAUGCCUUGCGAAGAAAUUGUCCAUGCAGUUCAGUAUCUGAAAUGUUACUAUCUAGGUAAAUUUCAACAUAAAACGUAUAUUAGCAAAGUUUAAUAGGCUUGGUUAUACAUGCUUUGUUU
This is a messenger RNA of Phymastichus coffea, 1961 nucleotides long. RefSeq names its product SET and MYND domain-containing protein 4-like. The transcript is spliced from 5 exons. The coding region runs from base 1 to 1935 and encodes 644 amino acids. Lineage: Eukaryota; Metazoa; Arthropoda; Insecta; Hymenoptera; Eulophidae. Gene Ontology annotation, molecular function: protein binding. The record is from RefSeq and is a predicted model, not a curated record.